Messenger RNA from Marasmius oreades (fairy-ring Marasmius), 1272 nucleotides. RefSeq lists its product as uncharacterized. The transcript has 3 exons. The record is from RefSeq and is a predicted model, not a curated record. Bases 21 to 1202 code for a protein of 393 amino acids. Lineage: Eukaryota; Fungi; Basidiomycota; Agaricomycetes; Agaricales; Marasmiaceae.
CUUCCCUCAGCAAGACCGUCAUGCAGGUCGCGUAUCGUUCUUCGGUCGUACGCCGCCUUGGCCCAAGCUCUCAUACAUUUCGGUCGAACUCGACAUCUGUUCCACGGAAAGGUCUAUACAAAGCUACGUCUUGGGGAGACAUCUCUCUUCCCGGGAGAGGUGAAUCAGCCAGCAAGGAGGUCGAUAAAGAAGGACCGGAUUCAGCGACGCGGUCUACUCCGAGAACGGCCAGCUCGUCCCUGCUUUCUCACCGGUUGAAGCAAUGGGCGCGGCCAUUAAAGGAAGCGCUGCCAACAACAGAUACGAAAACGGAGAGUUCUUCAGUCUCAACUCCAAAGGCGGACGUUCCUGAAUUCGAAGACCUUCCAAGUACACCGCCGACCUUGGAAAUUCCUGAAGACGCGCAGAACUUAGAUAUGGGUGCAUGGAAUAGGGCUGUUCGCAAACUACCUCGCAAGAAUGCCAAUCUCCCCGUCAUGAACUUAGACACGUUUAGCGGUGAUAGCUGGACACCAGGACAGCCAGUACCCCGCCGAAAUCAGAACACGAAAACUCAACGCACUCCAAAUUCAGGGCAGAGGCGCGAGCCACGACAACCACAACAACAUUUGCAAGGUCAGCCGUCUGGCCGCCGGCCUCAGAGGGAAAAUAACCCAGUGAGCGGCAAUAACAGGAGUCGACGUGGUACAGGAAAUGUCCCGUCGAAGUUUCGAUCAUCAACUUCUUUGAUACGGAAAGUAGAGGAAGUUGCGGAGGAACCAGAGGACGAAGCCAAAAUAUUUGCAGGGGAGGAGGGCUUAUUCUCACCAAAGCCAGGACAGAGCCAAGAAGAAUGGCUCACCGAAUUUCUCGUCACAGACCCUGAUCCUGAAGCUCCUGGAAGAGUGGACCCGGAUAUUCACGUUGCGUCCAAUGUAGACAGUAUGUUCACAACUGGUACCCCCCUCUUGACGGGCGUCACUCCAAUGCACCUCGUCAAUAUUUCUACCGCCACCCCGACGCGAAUCCUUAGACGCCAUGGCGGCGAUUACUCUCACUUCUUGCCUCCGAAGAUCCAAAGUACGGCUACGAAGGACCUCAGUGUGAUGGUUCAUGCCCAUCUAACCAUGGCCAAACGCCGGGAUACGGAGUUGACAAAGAAAGCAAAGGCGUCGUUCAUUAUCAAAAAUACCACACAACCUCGAAGAAGUGCUAGGGUUUAGAUAUCGAUUUAAUAGAGCUGUCAUGGUGACAAUAAAAUAACUAAUAAUAACACACGGUGUUCGAACUAGU